AUGAAUGUCCCUCCAGAAACAGCUCUUCCUUUCUCUAAACAUAAUACUAAAACUUGCGGUGGCAAUGCUGCGUUUCAUAAUUUUAAUAAUGAUUAUUCUCAUAUCGUCAAUCCGAAUUAUAGGAGGAGAUUAGCUUUGGCUGAAAUUGAUAAGGUUCCUUUUGGUUGGUAUCACGUUCGCGCUGUCGUGGUGGCAGGUAUUGGAUUCUUCACAGAUUCCUACGAUAUAUUCGCCAUCAAUCUUAUCACAUCAAUGCUCGGUAUGGUGUACUGGCAAGGUCCUCCCAGCACAGGAGGAAAUCAUGGUAUUCUCCCCACGGGUAUCAAUACAGCCAUCAAAGCCGCCACUUCAGGUGGUGCAAUCAUCGGUCAAAUUGGAUUCGGAUGGUUGGCGGAUUUUUUAGGAAGGAGAAAAAUGUAUGGUGUUGAACUUGCUGUUGUUAUACUGGCUACGCUGGCUCAGUGCUUGAGUUCUCGUAGUCCGGCGCUGGGUAUGGCGGGGGUGUUUAUUUUUUGGAGAGUGCUGUUGGGCAUUGGGAUUGGCGGUGAUUAUCCUUUGUCUGCGGUUAUUACUUCGGAAUUUGCCCCAACAAAAUGGAGAGGAGGAAUGAUGGCCGCAGUAUUUUCCAUGCAAGGCGGCGGUCAAUUUGCCGCUGCCCUCAUCGCUCUUAUAACCACAUAUGCAUUCAAAAACUCCCUAAUAAAUACAUCCAACACAUUCGAUACCUGUGAUCCAGCAUGCCAACUUGCAGCGGAUAAAGCAUGGCGUAUAAUUGUUGGCUUCGGAGCUAUCCCAGCUUGUUUCGCUCUGUAUUAUCGAAUCACGAUCCCGGAAACUCCACGGUAUACUUUCGAUGUGGCGCAUGAUAUGGAAAAGACUAAUGCGGAUAUUAAUGCUUUUGUGAAGAACGAUGCUGAAGGGGAUGUUGAUCUGGUUUUACAGAAUAAGAUGAAAAGGUAUCACAGGUAUCAUUUGUCUGAGUCUAGUGCUUCUUGGUCUGAUAUUUUCCAUUACUUUUCUCAAUGGGAUCAUGCCAAAAUACUGCUAGGUACCUCACUCUCUUGGUUCUUCCUCGAUCUGGCAUACUAUGGUCUCGGUUUAAAUGCCAGUACUAUAUUAAACGCCAUCGGAUAUGGUACAGGACCGACUCUCUACCACAUAUUACUACACACGGCAACAGGAAACCUAGCACUAGUAUGCGCAGGCAGUAUACCCGGCUACUGGAUCAGCAUCCUCACAAUCGACACACUGGGACGCAAACGCCUGCAAAUAUUCAGCUUUGCAAUCCUCACCCUUCUCUUCUGCAUAAUCGGUUUCUUAUAUGAUUCUUUAUCUAAAGGUCCCUUACUCACUCUAUACAUCCUCGCCCACAUCUUCUUCAAUUUCGGUCCGAAUACUACUACGUUUAUUAUCCCCGGGGAAUGUUUCCCUACGAGAUACAGAGCUACGGGUCAUGGUAUUAGUGCCGCGAGUGGAAAACUAGGUGCGAUUAUCGCGCAGGUGAUUUCGUUACCGUUACUUAUGAACGAGGAGACGGAUUCGCUACAUUGUCGGAUAAGUGCAUCGCAGUGUUCUCCGCGGCUUAAAUAUCUUAUGCGCAUUUUUGCGCUGUGUAUGGUUUGUGGUGUUGGUGUUUCGUUUCUGGUUCCGGAGACUAUGGGGAGAUCUUUGGAGGAGUUGGCUGGGGAGGGGAAGGGGGGGAGUUUGCUUGAUGAGGUGGGGGUUGGUGGUGUGGGUAAGAGUGAGAGGAAGAGGAAGAGUGAUGGUGUAUCAGCUGAUGCUUCUUUCUGGACUCGUUGGAAUCCUUUUCGUGGGGGGGAAGCUGCGGGGUUUUCGGAAAAUUUACGACGGGUGAGAGGGAGGGAUGUUGAUUGUGUGCUGAGUGGGAGAUCUCUGGGUGGUAUUAGGCGGAAAGGGGGAAGAGUGGGUAUUAUGACGCGGGCGGAGGGUUUAACGAGGAUUCAGGGUGGUGGUGAUGGUCCUUCGGGUGAGGGUGAGGGUCGUGCUUGUAACCCUGAUGUUACGCAUAUGUCGGGGACUUGUGAUAAUUCAGGGGUUUUGGGGAGUGGUCUUGCGUGUGAGAGGGAUGAUACGAGGGAUACGAGAAAGACGGGAGAAACGAAAGUGCAGGGUUCCACGAAUACAUUCAGCGAAGAAAGAAAUGACAGAGCUAGUGCGCCUGGAUACGAAUUGAAUACACGAGAUUUGAGUAAUCGUGGUGAGUGGUGGCAUAUUUCAGGUUCAGGCGGGAGAACAUGGGAAAAUUUGAAGGGGGAGGGAGAGUAUUGA
Sclerotinia sclerotiorum 1980 UF-70 is the source of this 2289-nucleotide messenger RNA. RefSeq lists its product as hypothetical. The transcript is spliced from 4 exons. NCBI's taxonomy places the organism in Eukaryota, Fungi, Ascomycota, Leotiomycetes, Helotiales, Sclerotiniaceae. Gene Ontology annotation, molecular function: phosphate transmembrane transporter activity. The record is from RefSeq and is a predicted model, not a curated record. Gene Ontology annotation, cellular component: membrane. Gene Ontology annotation, biological process: transmembrane transport; phosphate ion transport. The coding region runs from base 1 to 2289 and encodes 762 amino acids.